GUGGCCGUGGAAGCCGGGCAGUGUCUGAAAGGCCCCGAAGAAGGAUGAGAUGGCUACCUGUCCCGGUCUUGAUCCUCAUCACUUUCCAACCUGCGCACGCUCAAGACACCUUUUGCGAUGGCAUCUGUGGAAGACGGCCGUUGGCAUCGAGCCACCACAUGCUGCGGAUUGUGGGGGGCAGCAACGCUCUGCCGGGCACCUGGCCUUGGCACGUCAACUUCCAAACCUCCACGUGGAACGGCCCUGCAAACGCCUGCGGAGGAACCUUGAUCAGCCCUCGCUGGGUCGUCAGCGCGGCCCAUUGCUUUCCGGACAAAGAGCAAAUCCCGUGGAUUAAGGUGGUGGUUGGUAACAUCAAGCUCUCCGACCCUGGUCCCGACGCCCAGCAUCGCCGGAUCAAGAGGCUGAUCAUCCAUGAGAUGUACCAGAAUAACCUUGAUAAGGUGGAUGGCGGGGUGCCCAACGACGUGGCCUUGAUUGAAAUGGACGAGCCUGUCUUCUGCACCGACUACGUCCAGCCCGCCUGCCUGCCCGACGACAGUGUGGACGUCUCUGCGCUGACCUACUGCUACGUCAGCGGCUGGGGGACCAUGGAUGUGCCAACUCAAAAACAGCCGGACAUCCAGCAAGAGGUGAGAGUGGACAUGAUUCCCAGGAAGAUAUGUGGCAGCCCUUCCGCUUGGAACAAGCGCAUCUUGGAUGAAAAUCUUUGCGCUGGAAGAAUGGGAGAAGAGAUCGGUAUCUGCCAGGGCGACAGCGGUGGGCCUCUUAUGUGUCGGGAGGAACGGUCCGAGCGCUACUGGGUGGUCGGCAUCUCCAGCUGGACCACCGUUCUCUGCGGCAACCCGCAAUUCCCAGGGGUCUUCACCUCCACACAGUACCACAUGGACUGGAUCAGGAGGCACGCCAAGGACAACUUUCUCAUGCCCGGCCGCCCACCCUUGUUGGCACUCUUUCCGACUCCAACCGUUCCAAACACCACUCCAAAGCCCCAUAUUAACACUCAGUCCCAACAGAGCUGGAACUCGGCGCCUCCGAAGCCUCCCCCGAUACUCCGGCCAACCAGCCGGCCGAGGCCUCCUAUCCUGUACUUGCCCAGGCCGGUUCCCACACAGAGGACCACGGGGUGGCCACAGCGUCCAGUGACAAGACCACCCGCAAGAUGGAGCUCCACGACUGCCUCCUGGCUGAGGCCCACCACGAGAUGGGCUUCCACGUAUCGUCCAUGGAGGACCACUUACCUUCCCUGGACCACAGCCGCCACCUGGCCGCCCAGCAGAAGACCCCUCACCUGGUUUGGGCUGACUCGCCAGACGAGGGCCACCCAGAGGUGGACUCCCUCAGCGCUUGGUUACUCCUCCUCUUACAACUGGAGGCGGCCUCCGCCCAACCCCGGGGCCCCACCGGAGAAGCAGUAAAAAGGGUGGGUGCAUUAAAAACAUCACCCAAAGGGACAAGGAAGGGGUCGAGGUUCACUGGCGGAGGAGGGUGCCCAAGCCAGCUCUCAGUGGUCGGAUGCGUGGCCUGCACUCAGGGGCACCAUCACUUCCCACAGAUGAGAUGCCAGUCCUCCCACCUUGACCCUCCUCCUCCUCCUCCUUCCUCUUGGUCCCCUGGGAAUAUGUUGGGAUGAGGAAUCCGAGAAAGCUGCCGGCAUUUUGCUUCACAUCUAUAUUUCCCCCCCUUGUUCAUUUCUCAGCAAGAGAAUACCUUCAGUUCUUUAAAGUUUGUCUCAAAACUCAAGUAAAAAAAUCAACCUUUAAAAUGGGUAAGGGUUCACUCUUUGGAUUAAAAUAAAGCCAAGUCAGCCAGUGGUUCAGAUUUCUGCCAGAACCCCACCAAGAAGAGAGAGGGUUGCCUUUGGUCUUUAAAAGAGAUUCUUUGUUUUCCAAACCAAUGGCAAAAAUAACAAGAAAAUAAAGCAAUGAAU
Molecule: messenger RNA, 1930 nt
Organism: Pogona vitticeps (central bearded dragon)
Lineage: Eukaryota; Metazoa; Chordata; Lepidosauria; Squamata; Agamidae
Product: acrosin
Biological process (GO): acrosome reaction; proteolysis
Molecular function (GO): serine-type endopeptidase activity
Source: RefSeq, a predicted model, not a curated record